This is a messenger RNA of Moneuplotes crassus, 1280 nucleotides long. Lineage: Eukaryota; Ciliophora; Spirotrichea; Euplotida; Euplotidae. The record is from the annotation of a GenBank genome assembly.
AUGUCUGAUUCCUUCUCUCCCUCCACCGAAUUCCAGCCGUGCUACAAGUACAUUGGUGCGCUCAUAUUCCUACUAAUGUACAACUGUGGUGUGCUACCAAUGUUCCUGUACUACUCCUACAGAUUUUAUAAGAUAUAUAAGACGCAGUCCAAAUGAAUCCUGAUGUUUUUGAUCACUAUUAACUUAUGAGUCAUCUUCAGGAUCGCCCAAGUGCUUAACCAGAUCAGGUUUAAUGUACAACAAAUUUAUGAAGGAGAUCAUUGAAGUAAUUUCACCCAACCAAUCUGAACAGGAGGAAUUCUGAGUUACUUACCCUUGAUAUUUCUGAUCUGAGCCAUCAUUUUCAGUAUUUUUAAUUGGGUCUAUCAGAGUCAGGCAAUUAAUGAAUAUCUCCAUGGGACUUCUACCUGAGUGAAGAGAUUAACUUUCUUGUCGCUGGUGUUCUCAAUCUGUAUAAUAAUUUGCUUCUUCAUUGGAGUGGUAACUACCUCAUGCUUCAUCUUCAAGAAACAAAAUGCAGAAGGGGAUAAUUUUAAUCAUGAAAUAAUCAAAGCUUAUGAAAUAUUUUACCUAUUCGUGACAGCAGGAUUCUUUAUUGUUUCUACUGUAUAUAUCAUAGUUGGAAGAUGCUACUAUGUCAGCUUAAGGAGAUUUUCAGGUGUCAAAGCCAAAGAGAUGAAGAACAGAGUCCUCUACAGUGUGCUUUUUAUUUCAAUCCCUCUUUAUCUCAGAGGAAUUGAGAAUAUUUUUCGGAAAUAUGUACUAAAAUGGAAAUUUGUGUCGAAAUCUUUAGAAAUAAACGACUUCAGAUAUCCAAUAUUCAUAAUUCUAUUUAAUAUUUUGACGGAUUUGCUUCCAAUUAUUGCUAUGAUGAUUGGUCUUAAAAUAGUGAUAAAUCACUACUAUCAGAACAUGAUUUUGGAGGCCUUUAAGCCUUCUACGAACAGAACUCUAUCCAGAAGUACACUCAGGAAAAAUCCCUCUUACACAAGCAGAGGAGGCUCAGAGGACUCAGUAUCUCCAGUGACGCCUGGGAAUCCUGACAUAUCGUACAACUCUUUUAGACCAUAUGGGUUUGAGGAUUUUAACUCUAGCAAAGAUGUUGGGGCUGAAAAUAGACUCUACCACAAAUUCAUAGAUGACUCUUCCCCCAAUGAUACAGUGUUCUCUUCUUGAAGAUAUAAAUAAGUUCUAAAUCACAUUCUUGCACCAAGCUUAAUCUCAAAUAUUAAUGUUGGGUCUUAAAAUAUUGGAUUAUCAAUGAUGAAAGGUGAGUUGAG